This is a messenger RNA of Symbiodinium natans, 2154 nucleotides long. Lineage: Eukaryota; Dinophyceae; Suessiales; Symbiodiniaceae. The record is from the annotation of a GenBank genome assembly.
AUGCACAGCGAGGAGCUCAUCAGCAAUUUGAGCUACACCCCACGCAUCGAGUACAUCGGCGAUCUGAACGAUCCGAACAAGCAUCCCUAUGUCUAUGCCAGCAGAGACGAUGCAAACACAGCUUGUCAAUCAGCUGGCUAUCAAGGACUUUGCACAAAAGCACAGAUCUCCGGAUUCGAGAGAUGUGCUGCCGGCUGGCUGUGGGACUUCAAAGGAUACUGGAUGCGCAACGCCCGAAAGGGUUGUGGCAGUGGCACCGGGUACCAAACAUGGGGUAACGGUAAAGUUGGCGCCUAUUGCUGCCAUGCCAAGUCGGAGAUCGACUACAUCGGGUCCCUGACCGACCCAUCAGCUCACCCCUAUGUCUACACCUCACGAGGCGACGCUGAGAAUGCAUGUCUGACAGCUGGUUUUAAGGGCCUCUGUGCCAAGGACCAGAUUGCAGGCUUCAGCAGGUGUGCAGCGGGCUGGACCAGCGACUGGAAAGGUUACUGGUUCCACAAGACUCACAAAGGUUGUGGGAAUGGUGUUGGUUUCCGCGGGUGGUCAGGAUCGAAGAUUGGGGCAUACUGCUGCGGCACCCGGCAAAUCCCACAAAUCAAGUAUAUCGGGGACUUGGAUAACACGGAGAAGCAUCCCUAUGUCUACGCCAACAGAGACGAUGCAAACACAGCCUGCAAGUCAGCUGGCUAUCAAGGUCUUUGCACCAAAGCGCAGAUCUCAGGAUUCGAGAGAUGUGCUGCCGGUUGGCUGUGGGACUUCAAAGGAUACUGGAUGCUCAACGCCCGAAAGGGUUGUGGCAGUGGCACCGGGUACCAAACAUGGGGUGACGGCAAAGUUGGCGCCUAUUGCUGCCAUGCCAAGUCGGAGAUCGACUACAUCGGGUCCCUGACCGACCCAAAAGCUCACCCCUAUGUCUACACCUCACGAGGCGACGCUGAGAAUGCAUGCAAAACAGCUGGUUUUAAGGGCCUCUGUGCCAAGGACCAGAUUGCAGGCUUCAGCAGGUGCGCAGCGGGCUGGACCAGCGACUGGAAAGGUUACUGGUUCCACAAGACUCACAAAGGUUGUGGGAAUGGUGUUGGUUUCCGCGGGUGGUCAGGAUCGAAGAUUGGGGCAUACUGCUGCGGCACCCGGCAAAUCCCACAAAUCAAGUAUAUCGGGGACUUGGAUAACACGGAGAAGCAUCCCUAUGUCUACGCCAACAGAGACGAUGCAAACACAGCCUGCAAGUCAGCUGGCUAUCAAGGUCUUUGCACCAAAGCGCAGAUCUCAGGAUUCGAGAGAUGUGCUGCCGGUUGGCUGUGGGACUUCAAAGGAUACUGGAUGCUCAACGCCCGAAAGGGUUGUGGCAGUGGCACCGGGUACCAAACAUGGGGUGACGGCAAAGUUGGCGCCUAUUGCUGCCAUGCCAAGUCGGAGAUCGACUACAUCGGGUCCCUGACCGACCCAAAAGCUCACCCCUAUGUCUACACCUCACGAGGCGACGCUGAGAAUGCAUGCAAAACAGCUGGUUUUAAGGGCCUCUGUGCCAAGGACCAGAUUGCAGGCUUCAGCAGGUGCGCAGCGGGCUGGACCAGCGACUGGAAAGGUUACUGGUUCCACAAGACUCACAAAGGUUGUGGGAAUGGUGUUGGUUUCCGCGGGUGGUCAGGAUCGAAGAUUGGGGCAUACUGCUGCGGCUUUGCAUCCAAGAGCGCCGGGAAGUACAUCGGCUCUGUGGCAGACCCGUCCUUGCACCCCUAUGUGUACGGCACCCGUUCAGAGGCUCAGGGAGGCUGCGAGGCUGCAGGGUACAAACGCCUUUGCUAUCAAUCCGAAAUCGAAGGUGCCUCUAAGUGCGCCGCUGGCUGGUUCCUGGAUGGUAAGGGGUACUGGUGCCUCAGCUACUAUUCGAAGUUUGUUUCGACCUGUUUGGCAUGCGUACCCAGGGCCCCAGAAUGGAGCCCCAAUGUGUUUCGUCAGAAGAGACUGAGGUUUCAUAAGACCCUAGCGGGAUGCGGUCAUGGACAGGGCUGGCGGCCUUGGUCAGCUGGUAAAGCAGGAGCCUAUUGUUGCCAGUUGGAGAAGCCGAAGUCGAUGCUACCCCUUUGCAAGGCACACGGGGAGAUACAGGGAUACAGGGAGGGCCAGGGAGGACCUUCUAGCGAUUGA